AUGGUCAGAGCCCAGGAGCAUCUGGGAUGCAGAGAUCUUGGACAGGAUCGUGAGGCUGGAUUAGCUUCGAGAGGGGAAAGGUGCCGGAGUUUCAUUGAUUUGGCCCCUGUCACUCAGCAAGGUAUCCUGUGGCUCUCAUUGGUCUCUGAGGUUCUCCAUGUUGGCCUGCUCUCCUUCAGUUUCCUGCUGAUGGGGUUAGACUUCUGUUUAUCUGGCAACCCUACCUGUGGCCUCAAACUCAACGCGUUUGCAGCCAUUUUCUCUGUUUUAUCGGGGUUGCUCGGAAUGGUCGCCCAUAUGAUGUACUCGCAGGUUUUCCACGUGACAGCGAGUCAAGGGCCUGAGGACUGGAGACCCUAUCACUGGGACUUUGGCUGGUCCUUCUACUUCGCUUGGGCUUCCUUCACCUUCUGCAUGGCCUCCUCAGUCACUGCUCUGAACAGCUACACCAAGACAAUCCUCGAGUUUAACCAGCUGCAGAAAAUCUGCCGGCGCUAUUCGGAGCGGGGGCUGGAUUCUCUCCCGGGACGGUCCUGUAGCUCAGUCCAAACCUUUCCCGAUCCGGUUCGCGGCCUCCUGACCUGCAGGCCACCAGCAGAUGAACUCGACACCGCGUCCCUUGGUGAUGAAUGUUGUUAACUCCAGGAAGACAGACUGUGUCUGCCUCAUUCCUCUUCAUCGAUAUGAUCCCUUUCCAAUAUUGUCAACGUAAAAGCUUUCCCCAAUAAAGAAACUGAGCUGUGGUCAGAUUGAGCCCCUUCCUGGAGGUUGGUGUUUGGAAAUCAGUUUCUUUCCCAGUCACUGAGUGGGACUGUCAGCAGGAACCAGCUACAAUGUG
Messenger RNA from Chiloscyllium plagiosum (whitespotted bambooshark), 838 nucleotides. Lineage: Eukaryota; Metazoa; Chordata; Chondrichthyes; Orectolobiformes; Hemiscylliidae. The record is from RefSeq and is a predicted model, not a curated record.